Messenger RNA from Schistocerca nitens (vagrant locust), 7541 nucleotides. Its product is annotated as anoctamin-1-like. Gene Ontology annotation, molecular function: protein dimerization activity; chloride channel activity. Bases 220 to 3147 code for a protein of 975 amino acids. NCBI's taxonomy places the organism in Eukaryota, Metazoa, Arthropoda, Insecta, Orthoptera, Acrididae. The transcript has 17 exons. The record is from RefSeq and is a predicted model, not a curated record. Gene Ontology annotation, biological process: chloride transmembrane transport. Gene Ontology annotation, cellular component: plasma membrane.
UGGCGUGGGGGGGUUGGGAAAUGUAUUGUACGGGAAGCCGGUUGAAUCUGUUAUAAUUAACUGAGAAUCAUGAUACGUGAAAGUGCAGUGACAUGACUGUUCCUAAUGAACCUCUAGUCUUAUUCUUCGUGCGGUGUUUCUUGAAUAUCAGUAUGUUGACUAAUACAUAUUAUACUUUGUGAUUCGUUGUAAUGUGGGGUGAGCUUGGCCCAUAUCAAAAUGUCAGGACGUAAGAGCCAGAAUUUUACGCCUGAAGAGUUUCCAAUGACUGUGAGGACAGAAGGCAGUGCACAAUUCAUCACGGAAGAAGGAAGAAGAAACACUCACUGUGGUGUGCACGCACUAACGGAGGAUGAGCAGCACGCGCAUAAGACUGAAACAACGGGACUCCUGAAUACACAACCAAAGGUAUCACUCUACUUCAGGGAUAAAAAACGCAGUAUUGACUUUGUGAUUGUAUGGGAUGAGCACAAUGAAAAGGCAGUAACACAUGAAUCUCGUGAGAGGCGACGUAUAUUUGAAAAGAAUCUAAUUCAAGAAGGACUUGAACUUGAAUAUGAAAAGCCAGAACCAAAUGGAUUGGUUUUUAUUAAGAUCCAUGCACCGAUGGAGGUGCUGCGACGGUAUGGCGAGAUUCUAAAGCUCCGUAUGCCAAUGAAAGAGGAUCUAUGCCAGGUCCACAAGAUCGUUAGAAUGAAUCCCUUGUUGCAUGCAACAUUUUUCCUGUCACAAAAGAUCCCAGCACUGCAAGAAGUUCAUCAGAAAACGCACAACAUUUUGGACGGAGUCACUUCCUUAGCUGCUCGUGCUACAGCUCCUCUUAAAGUGGAUCCAUCACUUUUUCCUAAAUCCAACCAGCGCUAUACAGCUGUUUACAGCAGAGACCGGGAGUACUUGUUUGAUAUAAAGGCACCUGGGUUUUUUACACCAGCCAUCCAUUCACGUAUUGUACAGUUCAUACUUGAUCGCAACCGUUUCUCAGAAGCUGAACAUGAUGACUUUGCAUUUGGUAUUGAAAGACUCAUUGCAGAAGCAGCUUACGUUGCAGCAUAUCCUCUGCAUGAUGGUGAUCUCAAAACAACUGGCAGUAUGCGCUACAAGCUGUACACGGAGUGGGCUUCCGUCUCCAAGUGCUUCCACUACCAGCCACUGGAUUACAUCAAGGAAUAUUUUGGUGUCAAAAUUGCCUUGUAUUUUGCGUGGUUGGGCUUCUAUACACACAUGCUGUUACCUGCCUCUGUUGUUGGAAUAAUCUGUUUCAUAUACAGCUGUGUUACCCUUUAUGACAAUCAACCAAGUGAAGACAUCUGUAACAGUCAACUAAACAUCACCAUGUGUCCUCUGUGUGACUACUUCUGUAGUUUCUGGAAUCUUACAGCAACAUGUCUUCAUGCACGAAUAACGUAUCUUUUUGACAAUCCUACAACAGUCUUCUUUGCCGUAUUCAUGUCAUUUUGGGCUGCAACAUUCUUAGGACUAUGGAAGCGCUACUCUGCUGAAAUCACACAUCGCUGGGACCUCACUGCAUUCGAUAUCCGAGAGGAACACCCCAGGCCGCAGUAUUUGGCCAGGCUUGCACACGUAAAGCGCAAGCACAUCAACAUUGUUACCAACACCAUGGAACCAUGUGUGCCCUUUUGGAAAGUCCGCCUGCCAGCUACAAUUCUCAGUUUUUCUGUCGUGAUGCUUUUGGUAGCACUAGCAGUUGCUGCUGUUCUGGGUGUUGUGUUGUAUCGGAUGUCUCUUAUGGCUGCACUAUCAGUUUGUAAUGAAAAACUGGAUGCAAGCUGUGCAUUCAAAAGUUAUGCCAUGAUUUUUACAACUGCAACAGCUGCUUCCAUUAACCUUUGUUGCAUCAUGGUCUUCAAUUACGUUUACCAGUGGCUUGCAGAACUUUUAACAGAGUUGGAACUUCUACGUACACAGACCGAAUUUGAUGAUAGUCUCACACUUAAAAUCUAUCUUCUUCAGUUUGUAAAUUAUUAUGCUUCUAUAUUCUACAUAGCAUUUUUCAAAGGCAAAUUUGUGGGAUAUCCAAAAGAGUACAAUCGUCUCUUCUCAUACAGGCAGGAAGAGUGCAGUCCUGGAGGAUGUCUAAUGGAGUUAUGCAUUCAGCUUGGAAUUAUAAUGAUUGGCAAACAAGCUAUGAACACACUACUUGAAAUGUUAUUUCCAUUAUUCUUCAAAUGGCUGAAUACACUGAAAGUGAAGACAGGAUUUCGGAAGAAAGGACUGGAAUCAUGCCGGUCAAGGUGGAUGAAAGACUUUAAACUGGUGGAAUGGGGCCCACGUGGACUCUUUCCAGAAUAUCUUGAGAUGGUGCUGCAGUAUGGUUUUGUUACCAUUUUUGUGGCUGCUUUCCCAUUGGCACCAUUCUUCGCAUUACUGAACAAUAUUCUUGAGAUGCGUCUGGAUGCCAAAAAGUUGCUAACUUUUUACCGGAGGCCAGUAACACAGCGUGUCAGAGAUAUUGGUGUCUGGUUUCGUAUCUUGGACUCAAUUGGAAAAUUGUCUGUAAUUAGUAAUGGAUUCAUCAUUGCCUUCACAUCAGACUUCAUACCCCGUAUGGUGUACAGAUUGACUGUCUCACCUGACCAUACUUUAAAGGGAUACCUGAAUCAUUCAUUAUCAUACUUCAAUACAAGUGAUUUUGAGCCAGGUUCGGAGCCACAAGUUGGCAAUGGAGAUGUGACUAUAUGCAGGUAUCCUGAUUUCCGUGAGCCUCCUUGGUCACCCAACAAGUAUGAAAAAACAGCAAUGUUCUGGCAUGUCCUAGCUGCCCGACUUGCUUUUGUUGUUGUGUUUGAGAAUGUGGUAGCCCUUGUGAUGAUACUUGUCCGAUGGGGAAUACCUGAUAUGCCAGGUGAUUUGCGUGACCAGAUCCGCCGUGAGACAUACAUAACUAAUGAGAUCAUCAUAAGACAAGAGGCAAUGAGGGCACGGGGUGACAUACCAGAAGAGGGUGACUUGUUGUUGGGAGGAGGAACAGAAAAUGAUGAUGAUUCUGAUGAUGGGGAUGGGCCAGCAACUGUUUUUUGGCACAAGAUGACAGGUUCUGAAUUGGACUUAGCAGGAGUUGGUUUGCCUACAGAGAACAAUAUUGGAAUCGGACGGGGAACGUCGCAGUCGGGGCCUGUUGCUGUUUGAAGCCAGCUCCUGUGCACAUACACUGCCUUUUUCCCAUUGCUACUUAUUAAAGAAUAUAAUAUAUUCACAUAAUGAAACUUUUGAAAGGUAAUGUAACCAAAUUGUGGUAAAUAAACCACUCAGUGAGUACAGUGACGAAAAAAGAGAAUAUAUUUCAUUUGUAAAGUUGUUAAAAGUUAUAAUGUAUUGAAGGUGUUUUAUGUGUUUUGAUGUCUAAAUUUGUAUGUAUUCCUGCCAUAAUAUUUACUCCAAGUACAGAAGUUAUUACAACAUAUUGCCCAUAUUUUAAAUUUAAGUGUUUUUUGUAAUAAAUAUCAUCAACAAUAUUGUGAUGAGAAGCUGCUAAGCAGAAACAAUUCCAUUCAUAUUUAAUGUACAAUAUUUUAUUAAUGAGUUCAUGCAAUAUUUUCAAUCUCUGCAUGAAAUUUCAAUUGCAUUGGAAGGCUGUGACAGGUUGUGCAAUAUAGAUGGAAAACUAUUUUAUCUCUUAACAGUUAAAUAUCCAGCUUUGUGUAGGAUUGUUGUGCUAGUAUUUUAAAAAUAAUGACACAUUGUUUGGAACACUAGUGACAAAUCACAAAGUGAUAUUAGUUCCUACUACACUAAGUGUAGUCAAUUUUAACUCUUUGAAUUAAAAUAAUACCAAGUAUAUUGUAAUGUUAAAGCUUUACAGAUGUUUUGACAUUAUUGGUGUUACAUAUCAUACUUCAUUUUGUAUAUUAGACUUGAUCAUAUCAAGCAAAGAAAAUUAAGCAGUUAUGGCAUGUUGUCAAGAAUAUUUUGUGCUUCCAUGUCAAUUAUUGGUUGGUCAGAGCGUUUAAUAGUAUUAUUUUGUAUCACCAAGUACAGAAAAAAAUACAGCACAGCCAUAGGGAAAGUCCCAUGGGUUGUAUGUGCCACUGCCUUAGUUUUUGACAUUGUGGCAUACAAAAUUGUAUUACAGUAUUACAUCUCAGAACAGAUUUGCACUUCUUUAUCUGUUCAGUCAUUGUUUGGCACACAAUACAUGCUAUCAAAAUAACUAAAAGAGAUGUACCACACAAAACUGGCAUGAAAAGAAAUGGAAUAAGAGGAAAUUGCAUUAGCUAGCACUGUUUGCACUGUUGCCCUUCUGUGCUAUCAGCAUAAUCUAUUAUUGUGUGACACAUUCUCUAUGAGGUGCUUGACUUGUCCUCAAGGCUAUUGCAUUGCACUGUGUUUAUGUGUGAGUUGCCCUGAGUGCUGUUCUGUGCCAUGUGCUUCAUGCAUCAUCUGAUGGCAUCAGGUUCCUGUCAGCAUUCAGUAUAGACUGAUUCAGUUUUAGAGGAAUAUUCUUUGAAAAGAGCACUGUUUGUGUGGCCAUUACCACAAUGAAAAUGAGUGUGUUACCUGUUUUUGUUCAUCCGCCUUCUGUUCUUCCACUUAAACCUGUGUGUCAUGAUUGCCAUUUCAGGAGAUCUUGCCAUACUAUAAUCCAAAUGCUGUUACUCACAUGUACAUGGACAAACACAGUUGUGUGUGUGUGUGUGUGAGUGAGUGAGUGCGCGUGCGUGCGUGUCCUCAGAAACCAAUAUGAAAACCAGAAAUAUCGUAAUACGUCUUGAUUGAGAUUGACACAAUUCUAGUUGUCUACUGUAGGGACUCUUAAUUUCUGCAUGCACCACAAUUCUAAGCAUGUGGGAAAAGAACAGAUUUCCUUGUCAUGAAUCAGCAGAAAUCUACAUACUUUGGAAACAUAGUAUUUCUGUCAACCUUUACCACCAAGAAACUGUUAAACUGCUGUUCUCGAAUGCUGUUUUUAUUGUGUGUUUCAUAAUUGUGCACAAUAAUACAUGGUUCCCUGGUUCCUUGUCCGUUAUUGGUGCUGGCUACACUACCUCUUUUUCAGUGCAUGAAACAUUAUGUGCUUAGUUCAAAAGACAAAAAACAGAUCCAAUUUCAGGUCCCACAUCAUCUGUAGCAGCACUACAUGAGUGAACAAGAGCUAUCCUCCGCCUCCACCUCCUCCUCCUCCUCAAUUUCCUCGCUUCUCUAAUUCUCUCCCCAUUACACUCUUAUCCCAAGCUAGACAACACAGCAGUAAGGCAGUGGACGCUUUCAGGAAAGCAGUUGAAAUCCCCAUCCAGAUUUUUCUUUGUAUCCCCAAAAUCAGAUAAGGCAAAAGCCAGUAUAGUCCCUUUGAAGACAACAGGUCCAGUUCCCUUCCCAGUCUGAACUGUUGUGUCAUUUCAAAUGCGUUCGGCAUUAAUCCAUGAUCUUCCUUCCUUUUGCACCCCUUAGAACCCUUGUGCUUUAAGGUGCUCAAAUGUAAAGGACUGCAGGUGACAUGCUUAACAUUUUUCGCCAGUAAAACUAUGACUAAAGGAGAUGUGAGAGAGAAACAUAAGCAGUCAUGCUCUGGAAACUUUUCAUGAUUGGGCACUGAACCAAUGUUUCAGACUAUGGCUGUUUUGGUUUGUGCACUUCUAAAUACGAAGUGUAUUCAAGUUCUAAGGCCUUCGAUUUUUUUUCUAAUUAACUACUCGCCCAAAAUCGAUGAAAUUGGCUUUACUUCUCGACGUAAUCGCCCUGCAGACGUACACAUUUUUCACAACGCUGACGCCAUGAUUCCAUGGCAGCAGUGAAGGCUUCUUUAGGAGUCUGUUUUGACCGCUGGAAAAUCGCUGAGGCAAUAGCAGCACUGCUGGUUAAUGUGCGGCCACGGAGUGUGUCUUUCAUUGUUGGGAAAAGCCAAAAGUCACUAGGAGCCAGGUCAGGUGAGUAGGGAGCAUGAGGAAUCACUUCAAAGUUGUUAUCACGAAGAAACUGUUGCGUAACGUUAGCUCGAUGUGCAGGUGCGUUGCUUGGUGAAACAGCACACGCGCAGCCUUUCCCGGACGUUUUUGAUGCAGUGCAGGAAGGAAUUUGUUCUUCAAAACAUUUUCGUAGGAUGCACCUGUUACCGUAGUGCCCUUUGGAAUGAAAUGGGUAAGGAUUACGCCCUCGCUGUCCCAGAACAUGGACACCAUUAUUUUUUCAGCACUGGCGGUUACCAGAAAUUUUUUUGGUGGCGGUGAAUCUGUGUGCUUCCAUUGAGCUGACUGGCGCUUUGUUUCUGGAUUGAAAAAUGGCAUCCACGUCUCAUCCAUUGUCACAAGCGACGAAAAGAAAGUCCCAUUCAUGCUGUCGUUGCGCGUCAACAUUGCUUGGCAACAUGCCACACGGGCAGCCAUGUGGUCGUCCGUCAGCAUUCGUGGCACCCACCUGGAUGACACUUUUAACAUUUUCAGGUCGUCAUGCAGGAUUGUGUGCACAGAACCCACAGAAAUGCCAACUCUGGAGGCGAUCUGUUCAACAGUCAUUCGGCGAUCCCCCAAAACAAAUCUCUCCACUUUCUCGAUCAUGUCGUCAGACCGGCUUGUGCGAGCCCAAUGUUGUUUCGGUUUGUUGUCACACGAUGUUCUGCCUUCAUUAAACUGUCGCACCCACGAAUGCACUUUCGACACAUCCAUAAUUCCAUCACCACAUGUCUCCUUCAACUGUCGAUGAAUUUCAAUUGGUUUCACACCCCGUAAAUUCAGAAAACGAAUGAUUGCACGCUGUUCAAGUAAGGAAAAUGUCGCCAUUUUAAGUAUUUAAAACAGUUCUCAUUCUUGCCGCUGGCGGUAAAAUUCCAUCUGCCAUACGGUGCUGCCAUCUCUGGGACGUAUUGACAAUGAACGCGGCCUGAUUUUAAAACAAUGCGCAUGUUUCUAUGCCUUUCCAGUCUGGAGAAAAAAAAUCGGAGGCCUUAGAACUUGAAUACACCUCGUAACCUUUGCUUCCCCACAAUAUAUUAUUCCAUUUGGCAGACCUAAAAGACAAAUUCUCUUGAGGCAAACAUUCAACACAUCUUCAUCAAAAGUUAUCUUCUUACAAAUUUCCUAGUAGUGAGAUUCACGCCCUCAGAUUCCGUAGUAAGGUGGUAAAGCAUGGUGAUGAAAAACUGAGCUAGGCACAGAAGCUGCAUUUCUUCUCAGUGCGCAGUGCAUUGGUAUAGUGGUGCUUUUAAAUAUGCUGUGUGUAGGCAUCUUCAUCAUACAAAGAUAAAUUGCACUAGAAUUAUAGGUUUCAUGGCUGUGCAAAUAGCAUUUGUUAUAAUGCUUCUCAAACACAAAGAGCAGUGGCAGUGUCAAUAUAAACAUACAGUAUGUAGAGGGAAUGAAAUGACACAAUUUUUUUUACUAUAUACGUGUGUGUGUGUGUGUGUGUGUGUGUGUGUGUGUGUGUGCGUGUGUUCAUCUCUUUAUUUGUAAAAUUCUGUACUUAAUGACUAUUUUAGUAAUCAAAUGAAAAGUAAAUUUUCUGAGAAAUGGAUGUGUGAGCAAGAGUUGUAACAAAACAAAGAGUAAAAACUAUGGACUGAUAAAGCAAUAAAAUAUUGGAAGAAUAUUAAA